Molecule: messenger RNA, 1626 nt
Organism: Erinaceus europaeus (western European hedgehog)
Lineage: Eukaryota; Metazoa; Chordata; Mammalia; Eulipotyphla; Erinaceidae
Gene: ZFYVE19
Product: zinc finger FYVE-type containing 19
Exons: 11
Coding region: 109-1302 (397 amino acids)
Biological process (GO): abscission; mitotic cytokinesis checkpoint signaling
Cellular component (GO): midbody; centrosome; cleavage furrow
Molecular function (GO): metal ion binding; phosphatidylinositol-3-phosphate binding
Source: RefSeq, a predicted model, not a curated record
UGACUGGCUGCGGCGAAUGGGUUGGGGUUGUCUCCAGGCCGCUAACAGGGUCGGGCUGGGAAAAGAUUUUUCAGACCUAGCGGGCUAAAACCCUCCCCCGCUGCCAACAUGGAGAGCAGGUGCUACGGAUGCGCCAUCAAAUUCACCCUCUUCAAGAAGGAGUAUGGCUGUAAGAAUUGUGGCCGAGCCUUCUGUUCCGGCUGUCUCAACUUCAGUGCCAUGGUGCCCCGGGCUGGGAACACCCAGCAGAAAGUCUGCAAGCAGUGCCAUGAGGUCCUGACCAGGGGCUCUUCUCCAGCCAAUGCCUCCAAGUGGUCGCCCCCUCAGAACUAUAAGAAGCGCAUGGCAUCUCUAGAAGCCCAACAGAAGCCCAGAACUCUCCGAAGUCAGGGGCUGAACCAGCAGGACCAGCUCAUCGCUGAGCGCCUGGCACGGCUCCGCCAGGAGGACAAGCCCAAGCCAGUGGCCUCAGAGGCAGAGAUUGCAGCCAGGCUGGCUGCCCUGAGAAGUGGGACCCAGACAGCUGUCCCUUCCACUCAGGAGAUGGAGGCACGACUGGCUGUCCUGCAGGGUAGAACUCUGCCUCCACAAGCCCUCCAGCCGGCACAACAUUCAGUAGACACCAGGACUCAGGCACAGCAGACCCAGGACCUACUCGCACAGCUGACUACUGAAGUGGCUCUCGACGAAAGCCGGGAACAAAAAGGCUCAGUUGCUUCUGCCCAGAAUGACCUCAACCAAGGCCACCCAGGGGGCCACACUGUAUGUCCCUGGGGGCAGACCACCAGGUCCCCAGAGGAAGAGAAGAGCAAACUGCUGGCCCAGGCAGCAGUUGAGCUGCGGGAGGAGAACACCAGACAGGAGCGGAUCCUGGUCCUUGCCAAGCGGCUGGCUGUGCUGCGAGGAGAGGACCCCGACCGAGUGACGCUUCAGGACUAUCAUUUCCCAGACAGUGAUGAUGAAGAAGAUGAGGAGACAGCUAUCCAGAGAAUCCUGCAGCAGCUCACUGAGGAAGCUGCCCUGGAUGAGAUGAGCGGCUUCAACAUCCCUGUGGAACCGGCUCUCCAACCCCAGACCCGAACCUGCAGGGAAGAGCCCAAGGCCCCGCACCCCAGGCCCAAGGCUGAGGAUGACGAGCUUCCUUGGUGCUGCAUCUGCAAUGAGGAUGCCACCCUGCGUUGCACCGGCUGUAACAGAGACCUAUACUGUGCCCGCUGCUUCCGGGAAGGCCAUGAUGUCUUUGAUCUGGAAGAACAUCAGACUUCUGCCUACCAUCCACCAAGGGCUGGCCAGGAUUACUGAGGAAGUUCUAGGCCCUUCCAGAGAGGCUUCCUGCAGGCAGCUGUCUCUAGUCAUGCUUCCAGUCUCCGCUUAGGUUGCUGCUGAACCCUGUCCAGGCCCCACCUCCUUGGAAAGAGGAAGGAUCCUGUAUUUGAGAUGCUGGCUGAAAGAGCCAGAGUGAGACAUAAGCCUGGAACCCCCUGUUUUCAAAGUAAGGAUGGUUGUGAGAGGUAUGAGGGGGAAAGGCCAGAAUGGACCAGAGAAUGGGCCUGGUGACCUGGUUUCAGUGGCCAGGGACCUCCCCUACACUCAGUGACUCUAAUAAAGUGCAUUGACUCCUUGGUA